Diachasma alloeum is the source of this 1218-nucleotide messenger RNA. RefSeq lists its product as uncharacterized. Lineage: Eukaryota; Metazoa; Arthropoda; Insecta; Hymenoptera; Braconidae. Bases 1 to 1218 code for a protein of 405 amino acids. Gene Ontology annotation, cellular component: membrane; axon; dendrite. The record is from RefSeq and is a predicted model, not a curated record. The transcript is spliced from 4 exons. Gene Ontology annotation, biological process: sensory perception of taste.
AUGUGUCCCCAAAACAAAACAACACAAAAGCCCAAGUCCCCCGUGUCAAAAUCAAUGUUCCUUUUUCUGAAAUUAAUCGGCAUGUGUCCGUUCACUCUCGAUAAAAUCGACAUAAUCCGCAGAUCAAAAACCGCCAGCCUCUACUCAACAAUUUUGAUAGUAGGGUACACCCUCUGCUACUGUCGUGUCGUGGUAUCCCGGAUCUCCAUCAUGCUGCCACGUGAAACGAAUAUGCUAGUGGUGAUGGAUUUUAUAGGGCUCGGACUCGACUACUGGGUUAUCAUGGUCGUUUGGUUUUACGCGCUAGUUUAUCAGAACGAGUUGAGAUGCAUCCUAAAGCAUUUUAUAACCACCAAGCGCGAAGUCGUGCUCCUCGGAAUGACAGAGUGCUACGAUGAUUUCACGAUGAACCUUCGCAUUUUCGUUAUAUCGCUGAAUUUAUUCUUCUUCGUUCUUUACGUCGUCGAUCACGCGUUGCUGUAUCAUAUCAAAGAGUUCGAGUUUGGUGUGUGGCUGCCGUUCAAUCUCCCGCGAUGCGUCAGUAUCAACAUGGUGGGAAUUUAUCUUUACGCGUUGAAGACUAUUCAGACGAGAUUUCAGUUCAUUAAUUUGAGGAUUGAGAAUUUUCCCAACAAUUUUUCCCUCGAGGAGGCACCCGGCGAGAGGAAUUUCGGGAAGAACGUAUCAAAUCCAAUAGCGACAGCCGAUCGUUUGCGAGCAUUUGGAAAAUUGCACAGAAAUCUGCGAAACCUAGUUACCCUGAUGAACAAUUUAUUCGCAUUGCCACUGUUAAUAGCCCUCAUGAUGCAAUUCACCCAGUUGAUCGUCAACAUAUACAUGCUAUUAAUUUAUAUCAGCAACGGUAAUUAUUGUCACUGGAACGCCAAUUCUUCCAUGUCAAUUGUUCUCGGCUGGCUGAUCAUACGCUUGAUUCAAACGCUGUGCAUUAUCGACGUUUGCGAAACCAUGAGUCAAACGGCCAAUAGAAUUGGCAAUUAUCUUCACACGAUGUGGGUGAUGCGCAGACCGCAGUGCCCCGGCGAUGUAGUUAAAAUACUCUCCCUCGAGUGUCUUCAGCAGACGGUGAAAAUUCAAUUGUAUGGGUCAAUUGUAUUGAAUAAUUCCAUGCUGUUUAAGAUGAGCGGCGUCAUAACAACCUACGUCAUAAUAAUGAUGCAGCUUGACAGACAGCCUCAUCUGUUUGAAAAUGCUGACUAA